Messenger RNA from Sesamum indicum (sesame), 1639 nucleotides. NCBI's taxonomy places the organism in Eukaryota, Viridiplantae, Streptophyta, Magnoliopsida, Lamiales, Pedaliaceae. The record is from RefSeq and is a predicted model, not a curated record.
CCCUUCUCUAUAUAUAGAGAACAACCAAAAGUCGCAUCCCUGCAACAAUCUCACCAGUUCAUACAAAAUAAGCUGAUUUAAACUACACAAUAUCUGUGUGUGGUCCGCCAUGGAAGCUACACAAAGAUCCCAACCACCACACAACAUAGCCUUGCUACCUCCUCCAAUCUUUUUAGGCCACCUAAUCCCAUUCAUCGAGCUUGCCAAGAAACUUGUUUUCCACCAUAACUGCACUAUCACACUCAUCAUCCUAGAUGAUGGUUCUUCCAUGAAAUCUCAGAAGUCCCUUCUUCAGGGUCUGCCCACCACAAUUAACACCGUGUUUCUCCCACCGGCGUCGACAGACGAUCUUCCGGAGAACGCAAGAGUCGAGUUGCUGGUGUCCGUCCGCCUGACGCGAUCAUUUCCCGCACUCCGUGACACGUUGACUUCGCUCAAGCAGUUGGGAACUCCAGCUACUGCUCUUGUGGUGGAUCUUUUUGCUAUUGAUGCCAUUGAUAUAGCAAAGCAAUUUGAAAUCCCAGCUUACCUUUUCCAUGUGAUAGCAACCAAUGAAUUGUCACUCUCGGUACUGAUGCCGAAGCUUGAUGAAUCUUGCACUUCGGAAUACAGAGACAUGGAGGAGCCAAUCACGUUGCCAGGUUCCAUUGUAUUGAGCCCGGAAGAUCUACCGGAUUCAAUGAAAGAAAGGAACAGUGAAGUGCAUAAAUGGGCUCUGGAUUGGUGCAACAAGUUCCUGGAAGCCGACGGCGUUAUGGUGAAUAGCUUUCUUGAAUUGGAACUAGAAGCAUUCAAGGAUUUAGAACAACGCCGUCCGGAUGUUCCCCCCGUUUAUCCAGUCGGUCCCCUGAUCCGGACGGGCACGGAAGCCGAAUCCGAUCGAGGAUCUGAGUGUGUGAAAUGGCUGAAUGAUCAGCCACCUAAAUCAGUGCUUUUUGUUUCCUUCGGCAGCGGAGGGACCUUAUCAGUGGAGCAGUUCAACGAACUAGCUUUGGGGCUUGAAAUGAGUGGGCACAGGUUUCUUUGGGUGGUGAGAACCCCGCAAGAAAACAUUGCCGACGCAUAUUUGAACAGUCAAAGCAUUGUGAAGGAUCCAUUGGAUUUUCUACCAGACGGGUUCUUGGAAAGGACUAAAGGGAGAGGACUAGUGGUGGCCUCAUGGGCUCCUCAAAUUCAAGUGCUGAGCCACAGGUCAACAGGCGGGUUCGUGACGCACUGUGGGUGGAACUCUAUACUGGAAAGCGCAGUGUUUGGUGUGCCGAUGAUCGCAUGGCCGCUCUGCUUCGAGCACAGGAUGAAUGCAGUGUUCUUGACGGAUGGUUUGAAGGGUGCAAUAAGAGUAAAAGAGAAUGAAAAUGGGGUUGUGGGGAGAGAGCAGAUCGCACAACUGAUGAAACGACUGAUGCAAGGGGAAGAAGGUAAGCAGAUUCGAAACAGGAUGAAUGAUGUUAAGAUUGCUGCUGGAAAUGCUUUGAGCCAAGAGGGAUCUUCUACCCAAGCACUCGCUCAUGUUGUCCAACAAUGGAUCAACUGGAAGUAACUCCAAAUUCUAAAUUUUCUUCUUCCGUUUUCGGAUAUUCAAUGGAAAAGUAUUAUCUUAGUCCGUUAAGUAUGCUUAAUUUUAAUUUUAGUUCGAUAA